Molecule: messenger RNA, 4327 nt
Organism: Siniperca chuatsi (mandarin fish)
Lineage: Eukaryota; Metazoa; Chordata; Actinopteri; Centrarchiformes; Sinipercidae
Gene: chst3a
Product: carbohydrate (chondroitin 6) sulfotransferase 3a
Exons: 4
Coding region: 560-1876 (438 amino acids)
Biological process (GO): carbohydrate metabolic process; N-acetylglucosamine metabolic process
Cellular component (GO): Golgi membrane
Molecular function (GO): chondroitin 6-sulfotransferase activity; N-acetylglucosamine 6-O-sulfotransferase activity
Source: RefSeq, a predicted model, not a curated record
GUCCCACGCAUGGGGAGCGGUGACGUGAAGCGUGGCUACAGUCAGUACGCCCGUGCAGUGAGGUUCAGCACAUGGGGAAAGUUAGAGGAAAAGUUUAGAAGCGAUGAUAUUUUAACACAAAACAAAUUUUCUGGCAAGUUAGUGCUUCUGUCUGCCGGGUGUCGGGAAACUCUACAAAUAGGCUACACCUGUGACACAGCGCUAUUUUUUUUAACUUAAUAUUGAAUCAAGAUUUAAAAAACAAACAUCUCGCUUGUCGUCUGUUUCGCUCUCCUUAAUGUCGAUGUUCUUUCACGACGUCUGUGCCUCCGCGCUGCCUCUCAUUCAUCUGGCAGAGGAGAGGAGCCCGCGUCCGAGGAUACAAUGAAGCAGUGUGUCCUUGUCCGAGACAAUGCCGUAAGAUGCUACCAAGGGACGAUACUGUUUUCUAACAAGAUCGGGGACGUUUUGCUCGACUGCAGAGAGAGACCAGCUAAAGAAUGAAGCUUUAGCCUCUGCAUGACAAGCUAUGACCAACACACAGACUAGACUCUAGAAACAACAAAGCCAGCACUCAAGAAUGAAGACCAAAUAUGCAAUUGUCUUCAUCUGUAUCGUGGCCCUGGUCAUCAUCGAAAAGGAAAGCAACAUCCUAUCAAGGGUCUCUGAUAAGCUGAUCCAGAGGCAGACUCCACAGCAGACUCCACAGACUCCACUGGAUUAUAGCAGCACAACACAAAAUGGCUCCCUGAUGGUGCUCUCUCAACUCACUGGUACAAAAAGGAAUUACUCCAGUCUCUCUGAGGAGCAAGAGGAGGAAAAACUAGAUGAAUUAGGCACGUACAGCUACAGUGGCGGCCGUAAGCACAUAUUACUCUUGGCCACCACACGAACAGGUUCCUCAUUUGUGGGGGAAUUUUUCAACCAGCACGGCGAGAACAUGUUCUACCUGUUUGAGCCUUUGUGGCAUGUGGAGCGCAUGUUGACCAUGGCUGCAGAGGCAAACAACGGGACAGUGUUGGCAGGAAUCUACCGGGAUGUACUCCAGGGGCUCUUCCUGUGUGAUUUCUCUCCUCUUGAGAAGUUCAUCUCUCCCCCACCUCAGGACCACGUCACCCCGGCUCUUUUCCGCAGAGAGUCUAGUUUAUCGCUCUGUGAAGAAUCUGUCUGCUCUCCUGUAAUCAAAGAUGUUUUUGAGAGGUAUCACUGUAAGACUCGUCGCUGUGGGCCGCUGAACUUGACCCUUGCAUCUGAAUCCUGCCUUUCCAAGCAGCACCAUGCCAUUAAGACUGUCCGUGUGCGCCAGCUGGACACAUUGCAGCCUUUGGUAGAGGACCCUCACCUGGAUGUGCGAGUGAUCCACCUAGUCCGAGAUCCACGGGCCAUCUUAGCAUCCCGCAUGGUGGCUUUCUCUUCAAAGUACCACACGUGGAAGGCCUGGGCGCAGGACGGCCAGGUGCCUGAAGAUGACGAGGAGGUGAAGAGGCUCAAAGGAAACUGUGACCAAAUUAGGAUGUCUGCAGAGGUGGGGCUGAGCCAACCCCGCUGGCUGAGGAGCCGCUACAUGUUGGUGCGUUAUGAGGAUAUUGCACGCUACCCCAUGCAGAAGGCGGAGGAGAUGUACAGGUUCACAGGGAUACCGUUUAGCCCCCAAGCUAGGGAGUGGAUUCUGAGGAACACCCAGACCACACAGGAAGCUAGCGGGAUUUACUCCACCCAGAAGAACUCAUCAGAACAGGCAGACAAAUGGAGAUUUAGCAUUCCCUUUACACUGGCUCAGGUAGUGCAGAGAGUGUGUGGACCCACCAUGAAGCUGUUUGGGUACAGAUUUGUGGAUGAUGAAAAGACACUGAUCAAUAAGUCCAUCAGUUUGCUUGAGGAGAAACUAUUUCAUUAAUCAAAAAUGUAGAUGUGAAUCUGCAAAACACCGCACACGAUGGAGCGGACCCAGAAGAAACCAUUAUUGCACAGACCGAAACUAGUAAGCAAAGGUGCCAUGAAAGACACAAUGUUUUACUGGUGACAGGAAGAUUUGGGCCAUACAAUAAUAUUCAUACUCACCAGUGAUGUGCCUCAUUGUAACAAUGAAGAGCCACUUGAUAAAAAGAAGUAUUUAUUUGCAUACUGUGUCCACUGAGAAGCCUGGUACUUAAGCUUUACGUCACGCUCUGUAUUUCAUUUAAAAUGGAAUAUGCAUAGAUGUCAAGCCUAACUUGUAAGAGAUUAUUAUGAAAGAUUUUAUCAAUAGUUGAUCGUGUUUAGAUUUUCAGGGAUAAAUUACAGUGAAAGUCGUGUGUGUUUUGUUUGUGUGUGUGUUUGAAAGAGAGGAUGUUUCUGUUCAUAGGGUUUAUAAGGCCAGUGCUUAAUUCUGCCUAGUUCAACCUGGUUUGUAGUUUGAUAGAUCUGCACUAGACUUAGACAACUUAUAGAAUCACUUUAGAUUAAACCUGAUGUGAUUUCAUAGGGCUUUACAUAUCUGACUCAGGUGAAGUGAAUCUGGGAUUGCAUUUCGUGGCUUAUUCAUAUCUUCCCAAAAGCACACAGUGUGAAAAUACAGAAUGAUCUUUGAUGUAUUUAGCCAAAAGCCAUUUUUAAAGCAAUUCUCUUGUAAUGUAAUUUAGGCGUCACUACAAUAUACCUUAAAAAAGAGGCCAAUUAAGAUGGAUAUAUAAUCUUCAUUUGGUUAUAUAAAAUGAGCGGUGUCACGCUAUAGAAGAAUUAUAUCUUGCUUCAGAUACCUACAUGUGUCUUCAACAUACAAGUGUUGUAGUAAUGUAUUUCCCAGGGCUGCCAGAGUCAGAGCUGAUACAUUGAUUUCAGACAGAUGUGUUCAUGGACACACAAACAAAAUGCUUGUGCAAAGGAGUUGUUUUAAUCACUUCCCAACUCAGAUAAAUAAAAUCACCAGAAAUAUUAAGACCUUGCCCUUUUAAAGGUAUUAGUUGUGAGAUUUGUGUAUGUUGAUGAUUUUGGUGACAACUGAUAUAUAAGAUGUACGUAUGUAACUGCAUUAAUAUGGCCUAUCACUUUUAAGUGAAACCCAGGUGCUGCUGCGUUAACUGUCACUCUUGAUGGUAUAUAAAUGUAUCCACUGUUACUCUAGUUCAAUGGCAGCAUUGUGUUCAGCUUGGCUGAGGCACCGCUGAAACUGUUGCACUGCUCAUGGAAUGGGAUAUACAUUAGAGGUACAUAUAGUAGUGGGCUUAUACUAAGUUAGUGUUUAAAACAUAAAUAUGAAUACAUUACAACUCGCAGGCCUUGAGCUGCCCAGACUCACUACUGAAGUGUUUAAGCCAAGAGGAAUACUGUGAAAUACCAGUUGCACCUGAAAGAAUGGGUGUAGUCAGUGUAUGCACCCAGAUAGCCAGAGUAGCAAUAAUCAUUUUGGAGCAAUAUAGUUUUGCAGUUAUGUAAUCUGUCAUAAAGAUAUAUGUUCGACGGUAAAAACUGUAAAAAUCUGGUGUUUCAACCUACAUAGGUUAAUUCAUAAACCUUUAAUUAAACGUUUUCAUGGUGGAAAAAAAGUAUCAAAACAUCAAAAGCAGUGCCUUUUUUAAAAGUCUUUUGUAAAGUAAAGUCUCAGUUCCUUGAGGAAAAGUUCAGUCUCAACAUCAGUAAGUUAGUUACAAGGCUUUCAGGUCUCUCAAUGCUGACUUUUAAAAUGCCAUGGUAUUUGAAAAUUCUUCUUCCAAAGCUCUGUUAAUAGUGAUUUUUGCAUAGCUGAGACCAAGUCCUUUCAUUGCAUAAGCUUAAUAAUUAAAUAUUCACACCGUGUGGUGAUGCAAAGUUGGACCUGAGGCAUUAAUAUUUUGCUUGCAAGUCAUGAGUCAAGUCCUAAUUUUUGUGACUUAAAUCUGACUUUGAGUACAAGUCUACAGCUCUGGUCAACAGAAACCCUGUCUAUCAAUACUCAGUCUGUUCAUUUCAUUAAAAUAAAUGCAGUGCUUUUGUGUCAAGCCAUCGCCCUUUUCAAAAUUCUACUGAAAGUACUGUAUUUAGCCAUAUUUUAGCGAAACAAUUAGUGCUUGGAAUAAAUUUAACAUGCAGGUGGACAGUGGAGAAAUUGAUUAUGCUGCAGGAGCAGUUCGAGAAAUUCCUUUGCAUGUUUUGAUACUUUGUGGUGUGAAAACUUGUCACCUAAGGUAGCCAUUGAAACAGAUGAAUUCAAGCUGAGUACAGCUGCUGUUCUCUGUGGUGAAACACACUUCAGAGUUUUUAAGACUAAAGAGGUUAUAGAGGAAAAUCACUUUUAACUCUCAUUGAGGCAGUGGGUAAGAGUUUGAUAGGUUCAUAGUUCCCUGUUUCUUGACUUGCUGUCAGUGUUUACUAUUAAAACUUUCUUCUUUAC